Molecule: messenger RNA, 14781 nt
Organism: Amoebophrya sp. A120
Lineage: Eukaryota; Dinophyceae; Syndiniales; Amoebophryaceae
Source: the annotation of a GenBank genome assembly
CGGGAAAAGGGUAAAGAAACUCUUGCCGGAGAUCUCCGAGAAAAUCCAAGCAGCCGUCGAUUUCGGCACGGACACCGGGGAGUUCCGGAUCGCGGGGGACGUCACGACUCUGUGUCCCAGCAGUAUCGUAGGAAAAAAGUGUUUGCGUUACAGUUACACACAUAGUAUAUGCAGGCCAAGCACUACAGAGAAGCUCUGUCAUGCCGGAUAUGCAUAUGAGCCUUGCUUCCUACUCCUACAGGUUUUCCCAUAGGAUUUCUGCAUUGCAAGCUUUCUCUCUCAUGCAGAGACAUUUGUGUUGCUGAAUUGACAACAAAUGUGUAACUGUCUAACACUUUUUUCCUUCGAUAAGUAGCUUCGCGAAUCUGUUGGAGAUCCACUCGAGAGCAACAUCUACUUCGGGAGCCGCGUAUCAACUGUAAAAAUGUCUGGGUCUGGGAACUUGUGAUGCUGGGUGGCGUCUCAUGAUGAGGCUACAAAUGCUGGCGCAGCGUGACAAGUUUCUGAGCUCCUAGGUGUUGCCUAUUCUGCAUGACAAACUGCGCUUCUGCAUCACAGAAAAGCGGAGCUCUUGGGUAACGUGCAUGACAGAUUUAAGAGUCAUGCCAGACAAGCAUGACAAACGUGAAUUCUUCCAGACCCAGACACUUUUACAUUUGAUACCGCGGCAGCAUCUAGUGCUUCGGGAGGAGGAGGAGGAGGCUCAUCAUCUUCUGCCGUUAUUUCUACUUCGGAGAAGAACGAAAAUGUUGAGAAAGAACCCGAAACCCUGAUCGCCGAGUACACCUUUACGGCGAAUCCGGGCGAAAACGCGAAGGCGGCUGGGACGGAAUUCUCUACGGUCGAUUUGGAAAAUUCCGUGAAGUCUGGGUUCCAGAACGCGAAGACUUUUGAAGAGGACUUGGGGACGACGAUCACCAGCAUGGAAGUCUCCGCUAAAGUUCACUAUCAAAUAAUGCAAAUAUGUCUGGGUCUGGAAACUUGUGAUGCAAGAAAGGGAAUAGUGAACUCACUAUAAUGCGCUGCCAAGCAUGACAAGUUUUUUCCAUGGUUCUGAGUUGCGUACUCCGCAUGAGAAACUGCGGUUUUGCAUGACAGGGAGGCGGAGCUCUUCGCGGCCAUGCAACACAGAUUCCCGAGUCAUGCCAGACAAGCAUGACAAACUUGCAUUCUUGCAGACCCAGACAUUUUUACAUUUGAUAUUCACUCCCAAGAGACGAAAGUUCGCGAGGAGCUUUCCGUUUCCAUCACGGGGGACAAUUUGUUCCCAACGACAGCUGCACCUCCGCCGGUCGUGGUGGAACAGACGAACGGAACCACUCCUGCGCCACUGGACACUGAUUCGCAGAAAAUGAUGAAGGAGCUGAAGUUCCAAAUCAGCGGCGGGGUGGACGAGCAAACGGCGGACAAGUUUGUGAAGGAUUUGGUGAAAAACAUCACGUCCGCAAAGUCGCCAAAAGUGUUUCGCACCGGGGAGAAUUUCGUCUGUGAAUACCUGAAAGUGGAUUUGACACCCGGGAAGGAAGCGAAGUUCUCGAUGGCCAUGGCGGUGGAGAAGGUGAAAUUUGAGUCCACGGUGCAUGUAUGCAUUGCAAAUAUGUCUGGGUCUGGAAGACAGUAACUUGUGAUGCUAAAUCUGCAUCAUGCUAAGAUCUGUGUUGCAUAAGUGCCAAAAGCUUUCCACUUUCGACCAAGUUGGGAGCGGGUUUCUCAUGCAGGACAGGCAUGACAGAGACCUCGCAGAGUUUGUCAUGCUAGACCCCGCAUUUUUCCAGACCUCAUGGCUCAUAGAAAACCUGCAUGACAAGUCUGGCAUUCUUCCAGACCCAGACACAUUUGCAAUGCAUAGCAUGCGAGCCUCGAAAUCCCGGUUGGGCAGACCUGUAGCGACGCCUUGGAGCAAGUCUCGAAGGAGGAGCUGGUGCAGGACAUCCAGAAAGCAACCUUGUUGACGAAAUCACAAAUCGUCAUCGAGCAAUUGACCUGCCUCGGUGGGCCGUCGUUUUUGCAAACAAGUGAGGUUCCCGUCGGCUUAAUUUGGUUGUUCGAGGACGAACGAAAGACGGCGGACGCGAUCGUACGGGUAAGAGAUCAGAAAAAAACUCAAGACACGACGGAAUUCCCCGUGUUGCUAGCGUUGAAGGGGGAGGUUGCAAUUCUCUCCGCGGAUGAGGAGCAGUGCGUGGAGAACUUGAAGCACGGAAUUCCGAACGCAUUGAAAACGGGAAAGGCUUUGCAGGGGAUUUCGGCGACGGCUACCGAGGUGGAAACAGAGGCGAGCAUUACAGGACGAUCUGGUCUUCCAGCAACUUCUGAGGCGAACGAGGGCCUGGGGGAGGUGAAAGAGAUCAAGGAUGAGGGGGAAGGUGGAGAAGGAGAUGGUGGUGCAGGUAGUUCUGGGUCCUCUGGGAUGAAUCAAACCGGUGGAGGUCAGAGCUUCGGCGGUGAGGAAGGUGGGAAUAAAACUACCGCCAAGGUAAACAAAACCCUCGAAGUUGGAGUAUCUUCUGGUGGAAAAAAUAACGCAACUACAGAAAGUGAGAACCAAAUCAACGCCACAGAGUCAAACGAGACAACUACGGCUGCACCAUUUUUGAACGAAACUUCUAACCAGAGCAUCACCACAGCAGCCCCGACAACCGAGGAUGAAAAUAACGCCACACUCGCCCCCGAAGAAGACAAAGAAACCAGUACAAUUCCGCCAGAGUACCGACAGAGCGGCACCGGGGAGGCGCGGAUUGGUGCGACCGUUACGCUAGCAGUGUACUUACCGGAGGGAACGGAAUGCGACAUGAUUGCGCCGUCGUUGAGCAAGGAGAAACUGAGCAACGAUGUGGAGGCAAAGCUUCCGGAUGAGCUGACAGUCACGUCGGACAAACUCGAAGUGAAUGUCGUGGUGAAGGAAUUGUCUUGUCUCGUCGCCGCAGCUGCUGGUACUAACGGCGCCGCUUUUCUGCAGACUAGCACCAACCAAGCCGCCAAUGCCAGAGACGAUAUCACCGUGACCACCGAGUCCGACGGCUUCGCGACGCUCCUGCUCGACAGCGAAAUGUCAGCCUCCGGGGCGGUAUCAAAUGCAAAAAUGUCUGGGUCAGGAAGAUUUCUACAUUUGUCAUGCAUAUGUUCCAUGAGCCAUGAUGUCUGUGAUGCAUGCCGUAGCAUCACAGAUUUUUAGAGGGCUUUGUGAUACCUCUACCGCAUGAGAAAUGCCCACUCCACGCAGGACAAACCCGACCCCUCUUGCUGGUCAUGCAAUGCAAAUUUUUUUAGAAUCCACAGACAGCAUCACAAGUUGUGACCUUCCAGACCCAGACACUUUUGCAUUUGAUAGGCGGACAUCGCGACGAAAAAGAUCGACGACUUGAAGCUCAACUUCGCAUACCAAAUGUAAAAAUGUCUGGGUCUGGUGGAAGAAUGCAACUUGUCAUGCCAAAUCUGAAUCAGGCAAAAAACUGUGUUGCAUGAUUGCCAAAAGUUGUGCACUUUUGACCUAAUCGAGAGGCAAUUUCUCAUGCAGGAUAGGCAUGAUAGAACUCUCACAGGAUCUGUCAUGCUAUGUCCUACAUGCCAGACCUCAUGGGUUAUGGAAAACCUGCAUGACAAGUCUGGCAAUCUUCCAGACCCAGACACUUUUGCAAUCCAUAUCGCAGAAGCGCUAACCGCGGCCCUGCCCGAGGCGUCGGCUUUUAUUGACUUCGGCGCCCAAGUCCUCGCUUUUGAGGUGAGCACGAAGAUCAACCGGGAGGGCGGCGCGGUGAUCAACGACGUCACGAAAGACGAUAAAACGACUACACAGUUUGGGCCGCAGGGGUUGCUGGAGGGAGAUAAGUCUGUGGAGAUCACUAUUGACACCGACAAAUACUCGACCACGUUCAAAUCACCCUCCUCGGGAAAAGGGCCGUGGAAGAAAUUGAACUUCACGAUGGAGAUCCCCGGAAUGAAUGGCGUGAACGUUUCCUUGCAGUACCCAGAAGGACAAGACGGCUUCGGCGAAGAGGAUUUGGUCGACCAGCCAGAGCCGGUGACGUUUGACUUCAACGUGCACAAGGUCAACGAAACCCACCCCCUUUUCUUCAACGUGACAAGGUUAGAUCAGAGCUUUUUCUUGAAGAACAUGGUGAACUUGCUCAACAAGAUGGUCGGGUAUCAUCGAGACACGAGGAAAGCGAAGUUAAAAGAAGAAAGGGAUAAUGUCGAGCAGAAAAAACUGCUGGAGCAAAGCAGAACGAGCAUAAAAACAGCACGGAGUUCCACCUCUGGUAGUCGUGAUUCGGCGCACCAAGACACCGAAGAUGAAGAUUUCGGCCACAUCCUGGACCUAGAUGCGGACGACGAACUCGCUGCCAACGUCGGCCUCGCGGACCGCCGCGACGCUUUGGUUCGGAACGCGAACAAGCUGUUGCGGCGGAAAUUAAAUCUCAAAGGAGAAAAGGGGAAGCUUGCUUUUCAGAAGUUGACGAAAGGGGACAUUGACGACUUGGAGGAUCACGCAAAGUGGCUGAAAGAGUUGACAAACCGGACUUUUGAAGAAUAUUUGACCCGGUGGCGGGAAAGGCAAGAGGCGUUGCGGCGGCAGCGACUCGCCGGGCAACGGGCGGAACAGGCGGAGAAGGAGCGGCUGCGGCGGCUGGAGGAGGCGGAGAAGGACGAGAAGCAGGGGGCGAGGGAUCUGAUCACGCAGAUCAAGAUCUACCUGGACAUGAUCCACGAGUUCGAGAUAAAAUACCACUUAACGCCGGACAAGUGGUCGCAGAUCAACGAACAGCAGGAGAUCGCACAGGUGGAGGAGGACGGGAAAGUGGUCGAGGCGGCAAAGAAGUUGGCCGAGGACUUGGCGUAUCAAAUGCAAAUAUGUCUGCGUCUGGAAGAUUCUAAACUUGUGAUGCUGUGUCUGGAUUCUAAAAAAAUUUGUAUUGCAUGACCAGCAAGAGGACUCCAGUUUGUGCUACUCGGAGAGGACAUUUCUCAUGCGGUAGAGGCAUCACAAAGCCGUCGAAAAAUCUGUGAUGCUAGAGCAUGCAUCACAGACAUCAUGUGUCAUUCAAAAUAUGCAUGAAAAACCUGGCAAUCUUCCAGACCCAGACAUUUUUGCAGUUGAUACGGCGCGGGAGUUGCAGCACCUGAAAAUCGUCGGGGAAUUGGUCGCGCCGCCACUGUCGAAGACCACGUUGUUUGUGAACAUCAGCAUAUGCAAGAAAAAAACUGUGUAAGUGUAAAUCUGUGACGCAGAAAAUGCAAAACAGUUAUACUUGUCAUGCUGGAAGAGCGUCAUAAGCUACUAUCUUACGUGUUUCCACUUACUAGCUGCGCAUGACAGGUUUUCCCUGUAAUGCAAAGCGAAUUUGUGAUGCUGCUCUUCCUACAAAGUUACACUUACACAGUUUUUUUCUUGGAUACAGCACCGAUGGAUCCACUUUCGGGCCCGGGGACGCGGAAAAAAGGGUGCAGGAAAAAGCGAAGGAAAAGCGGAAAAAAAUGUUCUCCCGACUCUGGUCGGCCGAGAAAGCGGACCGGAACUCCCCGUACACGUGCGACCCGGGAUUCGGACCGGUGGUCAGUCCCUCCGUGCCGAUAAAGCAGAUUGAAUGCCUGCCCUGUCCGAGGGGGACGUACUCGCCCAAGGGGGUCGUGUGCCGGCCCUGUCCGGCGAACACGAUGUCGCCCGCGGCUGCCACGCGGAUAACGGACUGCCUCGGGAACUGUCCGAAGGGGUAUGGAUGGGAAAAUCGCAGGUGCAGAAAAUGCGACAAGCUGAAGGAGUUCGCCGCGAGUCCGAGUUCCCCCUGCGUGAAAUGCCCCACGGGGACGGUAUGAGAGUGCACAACUCCCGCCCCUCCCCCUCAUUUGUAAUGCAAAAUACCAAACUCGCACCUUGCUCGUAAGCACUGCUAGCAUGACAAAUUUUGGAACCUCAAAUAGUAAUACAAUCUGCACGCUGAUUUGUCAUGGGAAAGCCCCUUUUUUGCUGUUGCUUGUGUUGCUGUAUAUGCCAUACAAAUAAGGGGGAGGGAUUGUUGUGCACUCUCAUAGACGGAAGUCGUGGAUGUGAACGACAAGAAGUGUCAAUCUCCGCCGGGUUUGAUGGAAGGCACUACGAAUGCAGAUCCGGGAAAAGUCGAACCCUGGAAGCUGUUUUGCUCCCCGAAAUGCCCUAUCAAAUGCAAAAGUGUCUGGGUCUGGAAGAGUGUGAACUUGUCACGCAGGUUUUCCAUGACUCUUGAGGUCUGGAAUGCGUGACCUAGCAUGACAGAGUCUGUGAGGUCUCCUUCAUGCCUAUUCUGCAUGAGAAACUGCCUCUAUCUAAAAUUGUUCAAAAGUGGACCUCUUUUGGUAAUCAUGCAACACAGAUUUUUGCAUGAUUCGGAUUUAGUAUGACAAGUUGCAAUCUUCCAGACCCAGACACUUUUGCAAUCCAUAUGCCUGCCCGGGCAGGAGUGGUCCGACGAGGGUGGCUGCAUUGACUGCCCGCUGGGAUCUAUCGCAAGAAAAAACUGUUUCACUGUGAACUUGUGAUGAAUAGAAUGGAAGACAGAACUAUUUGUCUUGCCACACCUGCAAGACCUCGACUCUUUAGCGGUGUUUUCCCUUUGGAAGCGCGCAUGGCAAAUUAUCUGUGUCAUGUGUAACAAACUUGUGAUGCAGAUCUUGCAAGAUCAUCACCGCUGUGAGACAGUUUUUUCGUGGGAUAGGAUCUUUUUCCCCGGAGGGGCAGAAGUGCCGGAAGUGCUUUCCGGAGUACACGACGCGGUAUCCGGCAAGCAUCAUGAUCGACGACUGCAUUCCGGAAUGCAAAGCGGGCUACUCCUGGGGACCAAACGUGAAAACCGGCGCGCUGGGGUGUAAGAUCUGCCCCCGGGGCACGUUCACCACGCCCUCGCAGAUCGCGACGAGUUUGAACUUUACGGCGAAGAGAUUGGACUGCGACUUCUGUCCCGAGGGCAAAUCGACCUUCCGCGAGGGUGCGACCAGCCGGUUCGAGUGCAUCGAGCCGGCGGUUUCCGACAUUCUAAUCCGCGUCCGGCCGAAUGAACCGGAGAAGUACGAUAAGAAAGCGCUGACUCUUUUGAACGACAUUGUUCUGAAGAUGGUGAACGACAAAAUCGGCGGGGCGACUCUUGAAGCCUACAACAUCACGGCAGAGACAACCCUGACAAAACCGACCGGGGGUUUCAUGCUACUGCAAUCCAACGGUAAAAUCGAGGAGCAGUACGUCGCGAAUGCGGAAGAUCAGCAGUACGCGGAAGUGAGGUUGAAAAUCGCAGAAAUUUUCCCAUCGUACGAGGAAGCGGCGAACUUGACGACAACCCCAAAACCGGACCGAACCCAAAAACCCUUCGACGCGCGGGGCAUGUGGGACGUUCUGAAGAAGGACGAAUCGUUGAAAGCGGUCACCAGACUGUUCUUCAAAGCGAUCGAGGUGACCUGCAAACCCGGGUUCGGCUUCAAGCCGAAUGUGACUGACGACGCGAUUUGCUACCCGUGCCCCGUCGGGUUUUUCGGUUUGGGGGGCAUCGAUCCGGAGUGCGAGCGGUGCGAAAAAGGGUGGUCCAGUUCUCCCGGGUCCACGGAGUGCUUUCCGGUCAACUGCAUGCCGGGCGAGGGGCUGUUCAGACAAGCGAAAAAGUGCGAAAUCUGUCCGCCGGACUUCUUCGGGAGCGGGAAGGAUCAGCCGUGUUUGCCGUGUCCGAACGAGAACACACACAGCGCUGCUGGGUCACCUGAUUUAUCCAGCUGCAAGGCGAAUUGCAAGUGGGGGGAAGGGUUCUUCGGAGGGAACAAGUGCAUGCAGUGUCCGGCGAACAGCUUCUCCGCCGGCGGCUCCGAUUCUUGCACCGUGUGCCCGGCCGGAACGGGCACGGGACCCAUUUUGCCGCAUGUCGUUCCCUGGACGUUAGACGAUCCCGACGGGAAGAAAGCGAUCAUCACCGGGUUCUGGCAGAAGACCCAGUGCGGGCUGUGCAAAAACGACGUGCACUGCAACGGCGCGGGAAUCGCCUCGGGGAACAGCUGGGACACCGAGAAGGGCGGGUGUCGGUGCGACUGCAAUCCUGGGUAUGCCGUAUCAAAUGUAAAAAUGUCUGGGUCUGGAAACUUGUGAUGCUGUGUGGCGUAUCAUGAGGAGGCCACAAUUGCUGGCUCAGCAUGACAGGUUUCUGAGCUUCUAGGUGUUGCCUAUUCUGCAUGACAAACUACGUUUCUGCAUGACAGAAAAGUGGGGCUCUUUGGUAAUGUGCAUGACAGAUUUAAGAGUCAUGCCAGAGAAGCAUGACAAACUUGCAUUCUUCCAGACCCACACAUUUUUACAUUUGAUAUGCCGGACCGAGUUGCAACUACUGCGCGGAAAACUACGCCCGGGACGAACGGACAAACAAGUGCAGGUCUUUAUCAAAAGGAAAAAUCCCCCCUCCCCAUAUCGAACGGGUACGCUUCCGGAAAUUUGUGUUGCUGAUUUGAGGUCACAAAUCGCGUUUGUCUUGCAAGAAGACAAGGGCAGAAGCUUCCGCCCCAUUAUGGAAGCGAUUUGUCAUGCUGUUAGGCCUAAAGGGGAGCCGUUUGCCAUGCUGAACAACUAGACCCAUACGCCCCUACCUGGGGGCGUAUCUGGCCGCAAUGCCUCUCUGUAAUACAGACCUGAAUCGUGUACGCAAAUCCAGCAUAAGAAACUUCGUUUCGAUAGGGGGAGGGGGGAUUUUUCAUUCUCAUAGUCUUUGGUCACCGAAAAGUGCCCGGACGCGGCGUUUCUGUGCAACGGCAGGGGGCAGCUCGUGAACCUGUUCGAAGAUGAGAUGACGAAGAUCUGCGAGUGCGUCUGCGAUUCCGACGUGUACGACAGGCGGAACAACUGCCAAACGUGCUCCGCCAGUCGCUUAUUGGACCCGCAGUCCCAGUGCGAGCGGUGUUACCAAAUGCAAAAAUGUCUGGGUCUGGAAGAAUCCGAACUUGUGAUGCUGCAUUUGGAUUCCAAAAAAAUCUGUAUUUCAUGACCAGCAAAUAAGGGAAUGCAAUUUUGGCAACGCGGAGAGGGCAUUUGUCAUGCGGAAUAGGUAUCGCGAAGCCCUCAAAAAGUCUGUGAUGCUAGGGCAUGCAUCACAGACAUCAUGGCCCAGGCAAAACGUGCAUGACAAGUCUCAGAAUCUUCGUACACCCAGACAUUUUUGCAUUUGAUAGGUGUUUAGACGACGACUUCGACCCAUUGACGAACUGCAAGGAGCGGAAAUCCUGCAUGCAGACCAACACGUGCGUCGCGCCGCCGGUGUUUUUGUCUCCCUUCUUCUGUCCCGCGGGGUGGCAACCGGUGAGGGAGGAAGAAAAAUGCAGGGAGAUCGCGAGUUCCUUACCGACUUGCGGGAAGGAGUUGGUGGAAAGACGAUCCACACUCUACGCCCCCUCGGACAACUACAUGACCAUCAUGCAGAACGCGACCUGCUCCUUCCUCUGCGCCCAGGACCCCGCGACCUGCGGCGAGCUCUGGGCCUCGGGCACGUCUCUGUCCGCCGUGGCGCCCGACGCGAUGGCCGCGGUGAACGCCCCGGCCGGGUAUGUGGAGCAGGUGAAGCACCGAUUACAACAGAAAGAGCAGGGUCUGGACGAAAACUCAUUAACUUUCACCGGCGGAAAUCUAGGCCUCCAAAUGCCAAAAGCGUGUUACUUCGUGCAUUGGGAGGAGGAGAAUUCCGUCGCGGUGGUAUUCAACGAUUUGGUGAAAAAGAAGUACGACAUGAAAGUUUACCCCGAAACAAAAACCGCUGCGCUCACCAUUCGCGAGAUGCCAAAGGCGCAAAUCGGAUUGCCGAAAUUUGACGACUUGAAGAAACACGACCCGAAACUGACGACCCCGAUAAUUUCAGCGAAUAAGCAGGAAUUCAAAUUCGAUUUGACCGACCCGCAGUGGCAGUGGAGAGAUAAAACGUCGAAAUUCAACAUUUUGCCGCAAUUUUCGGGCACGAAAAAUUUGAAAUUCGACGUCGAGACGUCCGAUUUAGCGCCAGAAAGUGUACUGUUCAAGAAGAAGACUUCAGUGGAGGAGGAAACCAAUUACCGGGAAGGAAAAACAGAAGAGAAAAAGCAGCGCGACUACUUGUUCAACGUAAAGGACGCGAAGGGGGAGGAAAAUGACUACGCGAUACGACAACGGGCUUUGCGGUUCGACGCCGUGCGGCCGGUUUCAACCUCGAUGGAAUUCGAGUUAGAGCAUGAGAAGGAUAGUAUUAGCACAACUGUAGGACGAGAUGUUGAUCCCGGUGUUGAGACCACUAAUUCGAGGCUGUUGGAAAAGAUCGAAAAGAACGAAAAUCUCAACGCCGAAGGGAAGGCGGACAUCACCUUUUUCACUAAAGCGAAGGACUUCUUCCACCGGGUGAAAAAGUUGACGUUUGGAAACUUGUGGAAAGAGGAAAAAGCGAAGGAAAAGGCGAAAGAGCAGCAAGUGAAAACCAAGAAGAAGAACCUUCCCCCUGCACUGGACCACAAAGCGGGUGGAAAAAGUGGCACAGUGGAAGCUUUGGCGAAGGAAAAGAAAAGCCUGCCGGCGCCUUUGGAGAAGGCCAAGGAGAAACAAGAGGAAGUGCAACUAGCGCCGGGAGCGGAGGGUGUGCACUACAAGAAAACUUUUCCGGUGUCUUUGGCAGAGGAAACUCGACAGGACACCACAGGUUUUAGACCGAGUUUGAGUUUUCACUUGAACAGUCCGGAAAGCGGUGAGGAUGCGGCGUUUUCAUCCCCUGGUGACAAAAAUGUUGAGCAAGAAGACCCCACGGCCGAACAAGAGCUUUCUCUGCUGCAAAGUUCCAAGCUCCAAGCCACCGGCGUCCUUUUCCAGCCGGCAACACUGUUCAAAGCCAGAGCGCGCAUGCUGUGCGAACGGCAGCAGGAACAAGGACAACCGGCGGAACAAAGUUUGUUGGCCGUCUAUUCAUCCUCGGGCGGUAGAGCCACUAGUUCCUACGAAAAGCAGUACGCGAUAGCCCCGUUGCCUAUGAAAGAUAAAUCCUUCUGCCCGCAGAACCUGCAGAGGAUCGCGCUGUUCAGCACCGAAGCAAAUGAAUUCUCAAAAUCCACCACCUGUUUCCCCACCUGCCACGCCGGCCAGCGCUGGAACGGCAAGCAGUGCGAGGCGUGUCCGGCCGAUAGCUUCAUGACGGAAUUGCACUGGUGGCGAAAGCGGGAGGAACCAGUGACCAACUGGGCGGGAUAUAACGAGCACACUUGCGAAAAGUGCCCGAGAAAUAGAAGGUUCACGAUAGGAGGAGUUCCUGCUGCUGCGCUUGGAGGACAGCAAUUCCUAUCAGCAUCACCGUCCAGGACCGGGAAAACGAGCAAGAAUCACUGCGUCGCGCCCCCACUCACAACCAUCCAGAUCCGAAUACCAAAUGGCGAGCAAUCGUUUCUGACGCUGUUGCAAGAGAAUUUAGACGAGGAGUAUUUCCGGCUGAGUAGCGACAAGAAAAAAACCGCGGUUUUAGAGGUGGUUUCCGAGGAAAACAAGGGAUACAUUUUCCAGCAGUUUUUCCAAAAAGCACUGAAAUCCACAAAGGGAUUAUCCAAGCUUAUCGAGCUCCAAGACUUCAGCAUUGACGACGGGAAGACGCCACAGCAGGUGGGAAACGCGAAGUCUCUGACGUUUUUGACCAGUUCGUUACCCGAGGAACUAACCAGCCAGCACGAACCACAGGUGACGAUCAACGUGAGGAUACGAACGACCGAGCCAGUGGAGCUGAUGUCCAAGCGGGAAGUGAGAAGCUUAAGAGGGUUGAAAGCGCUCUUAGCCGAAAAGUUGUUCCAACCGCAAUUCGCAACCUUCGCCGACGUCGCCGCGGCCGAUACGGAUAACAACCUCUCCAGCAGCUGCGCGCCGGGGUACGGAAAAAUUGAAAUACCGGAUGAAAGGAAUGAUGGAAAAAGUGAGCUGUCCUUUCUCUGCGAACAAAUCUGCGACGAGGGUUCCUUCUCUCCCGGUGGUGAUCACGCGGUGUGCACUGCCUGCCCGGAUCACACGAGCAGCUUCCCCGCUUCUGGUAAUUGUUUACCGACCUGCUCAGCCGGCUUUGGCCUGUCGGCGGCAGCGCCGAGGAGUACUUCUAGCGAGUCGUACGACAAGUUUAUUUCAUCUGGUGAAAGACAUAAUUCUGAAACUGCCUCUUCCCAAAAUAUCGGAACUACAAGUUCUACCUCCUCCCGCACCUGUGUCUACUGCCCCAAAAACCACUUCGGCCCCGGCAGACUGUCCGAGUGCCAAGAGUGCCCGGCGAGUCGCCCCAUUUCCAUGCCGGGGAGCUUAUCCAAGAAAAAAACAUUGUAGGUGUAACUUUUUUGGAGGAACAGCUGCAUUACAAAUUUGUCUGGCAUGACAGCAAAAACCUGUCAUGCGCAGAUAGUACGCGAAAACGCCCUUUAAUGGACCCUGCGAUGCAUGCCAAGCAUGACAGACGCAAUCAUCCUGCAUAUUGAGCAUCACAAAUUUACUUACACUAACAGCGUUUUUUUCUUGGAUAGAGCUCGUCAGUGGAGCACUGUCGGGUGAGUUGCAAGGACGAUGAGAGUAUCAAAUGCAAAAGUGUCUGGGUCUGGAAACUUGUAAUGCUGCGCUGGGAAUAGUGAAUGCUCUGUAAUGCCCAGGCAAGCAUGAGAAGUAUCUGCGCUUCUUUGUGUUACGUUUUUCGCAUGACAAACUGCGUUUUUGCAUGACAGGCACAAGGGUCUCUUCUUGGACACGCAUCACAAACUUUUUGGUCAUGCCAGACAAGCAUGACAAAUCCCAAAAUCUAGCGGACCCAGACAUUUUUGCAUUUGAUAGAGAGGUGGGUGCCCAGGAUUGGGAGAUGUGUUUUGGAGGACGAAAUGGAGGAGCAGGACUUGGCUCUGACGGAGGAAAGCAUGUUGACGCAUGGGGACGAGCAGUUGCUAUCAACAGAUGGAAUAAAUUCACCAGCAUCUUCGCCUCUUUGGCCCCAUGACGUCGUAGGGGACACAGUUCUAGGCGAGGGCAGCACGAGUGCUGCAGCUCCUCGGGAAGAUUCAUCAUCAUCUUCAUCUUCUCGUCUUGGUGGGCUUUUCCCAUGGAAAACCGCAAAUACACAAGCCGCACGGGAAGGGGAAGACGAAAAAGAAAAAGCCAAAAACGAUAUUGCCCCACAGCACCUGCUCCUUCCCGUCGCUGCUGAUCCGAAGAAGAAAAGAGAAAAAGAAAAACAAGCCAUUCUCGCCGAGGUUGGUCGAGCUGCGGAGCAAAGCGAGCAAGCGCAAAGAACGCAUGAAGGACCAGCAGGUGGACCACAACAAGACGAGCACUUCCUUUAUUCCCCGGAGGAGCUAGCUGCCGUGAAGAAGAGAGCGAGACAGGAACUGACGCUCGUGCAGUCGUAUCAGCCAAACUUACAAGCCAUGUCUCAAGAAUUGGCGGAGAGAACGGCGGAGAAGAAAAUUUUUGCCGAAAGCAACGACGAAGCAGCUGGCACAACUUCUGCGUCGUCCUCUCCUCGUGUAGAGGUAGCACGCACGGCGCAGCGUGGUAGUGCAGAUGAAGCAGGAGUAACAAUGGUGCACUAUGGAAAAGGAGCAGGAGAUGAGCCUGGAAAUAAAGGGAAAACUACCAGCAACCACGCUCCGAAUCUGCUCAUGACCCAAACAACGGAAAGCAGACCGAGCUCCGCUCCGAAAAAACCCAUCGGGUCUCUGGUGAAAGGCUUGUCGUUCUUCAGACAAACUAGAUAAAAGUGUACUUUUGUUGCGCCGCCUGAUUUUGCUUGUUUUCAAUUUUCCGUGUGCCUUCCUAAAAAUUUGGUCAUCAUCUUAAUCAGCCUGUACGUAGAUCCAGCGCUCCUUUUCUCAAUUGGUUGUGCAGAUGUAGAAUAAGUACUAGCAUGCGGGCACUAAAUCUUGAAACCAAAACUUUCCUAUGUAGCAUAGCUUUGAGACUUGAUAGAAACCGAAAACCUAGCGAGACUUAAGUGUAAAUUUGUAUUCAGCGAGGCUUAUAGCAAUGCAGACACCAGCACGACGGUUCUGUCUCUGCGCAAAAGCAGUCAUUUUUUUUGUGUCUCUCAACAACUAGCAAAUUGGAUAAAUUCCAAGAAUUUUUUACGUUUGAAGUAUAAUAGCAAAGCUAGUCAGAGUCCGACGUAGCACCACGCGGACAGAUAAAAUCAAAAAGUAAGAUGAUGAACAAUAUCACCAUACAUCCGGAUGAACACUUAGCGAGUUUCUUUGUUUCAAAUCUAGUGACCAGAAGAGAGCACGUCUCUACCACGACGCUGCGGCGCGUCCAGGGUCUGAUUGGGUAGCCGCAGCGAGAGCACGCAGCCGCAGGAUUUUUGGAUAAUAUACUCAAAGCCAUCUUUUUCUUUUUGAAUUUACGUUUACCAAAACCAAUGCUUCGAAAAGUUUCAUACAGGACCAGCAUAGGACAGCUUGGGUUUCUAGCUUGUUUCGCUUUACGUAGACAGAAGGCAACUUCAUCAAAGAGUUGUAUUGGUGAUAUGACGCACACGCAAACGCCACGCGAGGGCGCAAAAACAAGAGCCAAAACAGCUCGCGGAAUUUUGUAGCGUUUUUUGAAUUUAUAAAUAAUUAUCGGGAAAAGUUAAACUACAAAACGCACUCGGUUGGGACAACGUCGAGGUCUUUUGAUGAUAUCGAGAUGUUAGUUGUCUCAAAAAAUCGACACCUGAAUUAAAUAGGAACUUGAUCGGUAAGCAGCUGCUCCGUUUUCGGUUUUUUCUCACUGAUAUCGUGGUCUUACUACAGUCGCCUCGCAUAAAAUAUUUGAUUUUUUCUAGUGUCGGU